Messenger RNA from Dovyalis caffra, 567 nucleotides. The record is from the annotation of a GenBank genome assembly. NCBI's taxonomy places the organism in Eukaryota, Viridiplantae, Streptophyta, Magnoliopsida, Malpighiales, Salicaceae.
AUGGCCAUGGCUCAAUCUGUGAAACUCUUCAUUCUUAUCAAUUUACUUUUUGCACUUUCAUUCAAGGCUAUCUCCACCUCCAACUACCACUUUUAUGGACUCAAAUCCCUGCGCUUUACCCUCUACCAACACGAAACCUUAAACAAAACUGCUUAUCUUAUUGUGAAUGGUGUGACAGGACAAGGGAUCACUCCAACCACAUCGCCUUUCGGCUCCUUGUUUGCUUACCAAGACAAUCUGACCAUUACAUCUAAUCCAUCUUCAAAAGUUGUUGGAAUUUCAGAAGCAAUUUCCAUAACAUCUACUCUUGAUGGGCUUGGAAAUAUUGCUAUUAGUAAGACCACUUUGGAGUACAAGCGUCUUAAGGGGUCAAUCUCCAUUGUUGGAAGCGCACAUAGCAUCGAGCCAUCUGAUCUUCCUAUUGUGGGAGGUACUGGUGACUUCACGUUCGUACAAGGAUAUAUGACAUCAACUCCAGUGAAUAUCAGCGGAUUUGCUGUUACCUACAAGUUUGAGUUUCACCUUUACUGGCCUCCUUAUGCAAAUCCAUCUUCUCUUCAUAAUUAA